Capsicum annuum is the source of this 1590-nucleotide messenger RNA. RefSeq names its product transcription termination factor MTEF1, chloroplastic. Bases 161 to 1297 code for a protein of 378 amino acids. Gene Ontology annotation, cellular component: chloroplast. Gene Ontology annotation, biological process: chloroplast organization; regulation of DNA-templated transcription. Lineage: Eukaryota; Viridiplantae; Streptophyta; Magnoliopsida; Solanales; Solanaceae. The record is from RefSeq and is a predicted model, not a curated record. Gene Ontology annotation, molecular function: double-stranded DNA binding. The transcript has a single exon.
UUCCUGUUAGAUUUGUUUAGGCAAAUGGGGCUGCGAGGAUGACAUUUUCGUACCCGGUCCAUUUACCGAACGAACAUCCCCUUCCCGCCCGCCGCUAGUUGUAGCAGGCAAGGGGCAGUAAUACCAAAAUCCUUAAGAGAAUCCAUUUUGCUCUCUAAUAAUGAAACCUAAUUUCAAUCAAUUUCAUUUCCUAUUCUUCAAUUCUAAAACCUUAAUUCCCUUAAACCCCACCAGAUUCAGUUUCCGAUUCCUCACUGUAUCUGCUGCCUUGCCUUCUAUCGAAAUAUCCCUAGAAAACCAACCAGAAGACGACCUGAGUACAAUUACUUCCCAAGACGCAUCAGAUUUAUUUAAGCAAUGGGGUUGCACUGACGAUGACAUCUCCAAGAUUUUUCAACGCCGUCCAUCACUACGCAAAAUGGAACUCAAAAAACUUCACUCAAAGCUCAAAAUAUUAACUGAUUUAGGGAUACCGUCUUCUGACUUAGCCAAGAUCCUUAAUUGUCGUCCUCGCUUCCUUAGUUGUCGUAUUAAUCGUUGCUUUGAAGAACGCAUUGAGUUUUUUCAAACUUUGUUUGGUACUAAGGAAAUUCUGGUCAAGGCCAUUGUUCGAAAUCCGUCUUUGCUUACUUAUGAUUUCCAUAAACAGAUUAAACCAAUUGUUGCAUUUUAUGAACAGUUGGGUCUUAGUAGAAGUGAGUUAGUUUCCAUGAUUAUUGCUCGACCUACUUUGAUACCAAGAAGUUCGUUGGAUGAUGAGAAAAUGGAUUAUAUACGAAGGACGGGUGUCGAAAAGGGUAAUACUAUGUAUAAACAUGUGAUUGCCUUGUUUGCGAUUUCGCGGUCUGAGACUAUUCUUCAGAAGGUGGCUAAUUUGGAGAAAUAUGGGUUUAGUGAAGAUGAGGUUUUUAGGCUUAUUGGACGGUCUCCGUUCUUGUUAACAUUGUCUGUUGAUAAGGUGCAGAGAAACAUGACGUUUAUACUAGGUACGAUGAAGCUGUCUGCAAAUUUAGUUUGUGAUAACCCGUGUUUGCUGUUCUUGAAUUUGGAAACUGCCUUAAAGCCGAGGUAUUUGUUAGGGACAAAGAUAGAUGAUAUGGGUUUGGUUCCUAGAGUGAAGGGUCCUUUAUUGUUAAGAGCAAUGAGGAUGACUGAAAAGCGGUUUAUCAAGGCCUUUAUAAGUUGCCAUCCGGAAGACAUUGCUCGUGAAUUGAUGGAGUGCUAUAGAAGCGUUAAACGUGUUAGAAGGUUGGCAGAGUCAUCCAAGAAGCAAAUAUGCAAAGGAUUUCCCUUUUGAACAUAUGUUCCAACAGAUACAUUUCCUGUUAUCAUUUGAGUCUGUUUGUUAUUGUAUUCUUUCAUUUUUCAUUGACAAAAAGUAGAGUAUACCUGUAUCAUUGACUUGCUCGGGAUGUUUGAUUGUUGGUUUAAAGUAUAGUCAAUACGAAUGACAUUCUGUUGUACAAUUAGAAGUAGGCUAAUAAUAGAUGAAUUGGAGUUUGUAUGUGGAUUUGCUGAGUUUAUCCAUGUCAUUUCUUGCACUUUUGAGUACCCAGAGUAUAUAGAGUUGUUGGGAUCCGUUAACUUAAA